Messenger RNA from Vitrella brassicaformis, 1234 nucleotides. The record is from the annotation of a GenBank genome assembly. NCBI's taxonomy places the organism in Eukaryota, Vitrellaceae.
AAGAGGUGUGGGACGGCGAGCCCCAGUGCAGUUGUUCGAUGCUUUCCGGCGACGAAGCCAGCAUCAUGGCCAGCACCUUCCUCAACAAAACAAUGGAGAAGGUCAGCAGUGAGUGAUACGUGAGAAGGGAUGCCGUGACUGCUCGCAGAAGCAGUGCAGCUCGGUGAUCUACACUUCCGUCUCCCUUCCGUGUGUGUGGUGUAUGUUGCAGCCAGCGCUGAAUCAGUACUGGUUCAGUGAGGAGACCAUCAAGGCCAUCGUGGAUGAGGUGGAGACGGAGGGCAACCGAGUCGCCUUUCUCUCGACGCCCAGUGUCUUCUUCUCCAUGGUCGAUGCCGACCCCACCGUGGUGCAGUGCAGCAGGCUCUUCGACGUAAUGGCACUCAGAAUAUAUCAUCAGACAGGGACAGAUGGGGUGUGGAAGGUCCACCUGCAAAAAUGCAAUGCAUCUGUGCGGGCGGUCAUCCCAUGGAUACAUGGUCUUGCGGGAUGUGCGUGUGUGUGUCUGCCCUUGUGUUUGUAUGUCUGUCUGUCUGCGCAUGACAUGCAUGCAGUACGAUGUGUCUUUCGCAAGCCAUCCGUCGUUCGUGUUUUAUGACUUCAACAAUCCCGAAGAGCUGCCGGACCACCUGCUGCACUCGUUCGACUAUGUCAUCAUUGACCCGGUAAUGCAUAUCAUCCAGAGAGAGGAACGUGUAUCAUGUCUCAAUCGGACUUUGCAUCAUGUCUCUGUGUCUCCUGGCGGCUGCAGCCUUUCAUCACGGAAACUGUGUGGCGCAACGUGAGGCAACGAAGAGAAACGGCCAUGCACACCAAGCGCCGCAUGUCUGUCCUCUUUCGUCUCAUCAGUAUGCCCGGACGACUGAGCUCUUGUGGCCGCCUGGGGGCGGCAAAGUCCUCGCGUCGACGGUCAUUGAGAACGCCCCUCUGCUGCGCGAGUUGUUUGGCGCCAAGCCGGUCAACUUUCGACCAAGCGUACCCAAUCUGGUCUACCAAUACUCGGUAAGCUGCUGCUGGUGAGCAUAUAUGUGUGUUGCUUUGGUGGCUAUCUCCGUCUGUCCAUGUCUCUGUGUGUGUGUGUGUGUGAGUACAGUUCUUCACCAACUACAGCAGCAGCGGCGGUCCUCUGAAUACACUCAACAGUGAGGUCGAUUCCGACGACUGGCAGGGGUCCGAGGACUAUCGGAGCAGAGCUACGGGAAGCUCGGCGAGUUUGCCGCUGACGCAGUAGGCC